AGUUUAUGGACAAAACAACUACAAAAUGGACGAGAUAAUUCGGCAGCAGACCAAACGUGAUAACGAGAUCAAGCCACACAUAAAAAGACCGUUAAACGCGUUCAUGGUGUGGGCAAAAGACGAGCGAAGGAGAAUUUUGGACGCCUAUCCGGACAUGCACAACUCCAACAUAUCAAAAGUCCUAGGCGCCAGAUGGAAGGAUAUGUCGAACUUAGAGAAACAACCUUACUACGAGGAACAAUCCAGGUUAUCAAAGUUGCACAUGGAGCAACACCCUGACUAUAGAUACAGGCCGAGGCCUAAGAGGACUUGUAUUGUGGAUGGAAAGAAGAUGAGAAUAUAAUUAAUAAGUUAAAAGCUUAAAUACAGGCCUAAAUAAUGUCAGCUUCAUACAAUUACAAUUAUUUAAAUAGAUAAUUAUUAAGAUUUAAACUUAAGGUGCAACUUUUAAAAAAUGCUAAAAGCCUACUUUUUUUAUAAGUUUAUUUGUGUAAACGAUAGGAAUAUACAAUUUUAACUUUUAACCUAAACACCUGAAAACCC
Molecule: messenger RNA, 543 nt
Organism: Brassicogethes aeneus
Lineage: Eukaryota; Metazoa; Arthropoda; Insecta; Coleoptera; Nitidulidae
Source: the annotation of a GenBank genome assembly